Molecule: messenger RNA, 1680 nt
Organism: Alternaria rosae
Lineage: Eukaryota; Fungi; Ascomycota; Dothideomycetes; Pleosporales; Pleosporaceae
Exons: 3
Coding region: 171-1265 (364 amino acids)
Source: RefSeq, a predicted model, not a curated record
UGGCCAGACUCCAGGGAUUUUUAGUUGAGCUGCAUGCAGGGCUGGCUUUCAACGGCGCAACCUCGUCACCGGAUCGCAUGUGCUUGGGUCCAAGCCGACUCUGUUCAUAAGUUAGCAGUGCCCCUUUGUUGCAUCCCGAUUUCGCAGACACCUUCUUUGCGACGGCAACCAUGACGACACCAGCAGAUACUGGCGCGGCGGACAAGGGCAAGAAUGUGGAACGCGGCACCCUUGGGAAAUACGUGAAGCGAAUGAGCACUGUGUUCAAGAGGGAGAAAUCGAACAAAAGUGUACCGACCCUGGCGCCCGAGCCAUCGUCAGCUCCUCAAGUCGAGCAGCAGCAGCAGCCCGUUGAGAAAGAACUUGCGCAACCUGACAAAGCCGACCCAGAAGUCGCACCUGCCACACCCAUCACUCCCGCAGUGUCAGUACCACCAACUCCCAUUACCAAGGAGAUGGAUCGCAACGCCAUGCAGCAGGAAAGAGCCCGCGCCCUGUUCGCCAAGUACGGCCUCACUCUUGAGUCGCACGAGUGGAUCGCUGCACCAGCUCCAAAGCCCACCAUCCAGCGUGUCGAGAAAUCGAUCCGUAUGCGUGUCCAUCGCAGCUGCCACCGCUGCGGAACCCUUUACGGCUCCGACAAAGUGUGCCUGCAAUGCGAGCACAAGCGGUGCAAGAAGUGUCCUCGUUUCCCCAAGAAGAAGACGCCGGAAGAGAAGCAAGCCGAGAAAGAUGGUAUGGAGCAACCAAAGCGAAAGAGAAUGCUCACCAUCCGGACUCGUGGCGGCGAUGAGUUGGUAUACCAACCCGCGAGACAACGCAUCAGACGUAACUGUCAUGUCUGUGAGAACCUAUUCGUUCCUGCAACGGCGAACGUCUGCAAUUCAUGCCAGCAUGUCCGAUGCACGAAAUGUCCGCGCGAGCCAGCCAAACUCAGCAAAUGGCCUGAUGGUUAUCCGGGCGAUGCGGAGCCUGACAGCGAAACGGAGGUGGAAAAGCAGCUGGAGAAAUUCAGACGAACCUGGCGAAAGCCGAGGACUAGGGUGCGCUGGCAGUGUGAGAAGUGCAAUGGCCUUUUUCAUAACAAUUCGCCGCAAUGUCCUGGAUGUGGGCAUGAGAGAUGCGACAAGUGUACCAGAUCACCUGUUAGGAAACCCGAGAAAGGUGAGCAUUUUGAUUCCCAGGUCGUUGCGGCCGUGGAGGCUAAGCUGCGAGCGAUGGACGUUGAUGACGAUUCGGCUCCAUCUGCAGCUGAGGCUACCUGAGGGUGCAGUCCUGACUGGAUGCCAACGCUCGAACAGGAUAAUAUACUCCGGUUCCCGAUUCUUUCGACAUCUUCUUACCAUAUCUUUGCACCAGUGUUAUGCUUUACUUGAUGGUGAUACUAUUGAAAAUCAACCGCCUGUAUUUGCACGCGUCGACUCACGGCCAUGACCUAUUCACUGUCGUGCUCGCUAUCAUCACUGUGCGACUGAGGUGCAUGUUCCACAAUAAGUCGGCAUCAACAUGUCGUACAACCCCUACCAUACCUCGCCUCUCUACUGCCCACCGGUCUGAUGUUGGCCUUUCUACAGUGUCGGUCUCCAGAAGCCGCACGUUUUGUUAAUUCUCUCAAGACUUCUUUCACUUCUCAGCAUGUUUGAAGACGAUGUCCAAGCCAAACGACUUAGCGUCAUAACC